Messenger RNA from Hydra vulgaris (swiftwater hydra), 2937 nucleotides. Its product is annotated as serine/threonine-protein kinase/endoribonuclease IRE1. Gene Ontology annotation, molecular function: ATP binding; RNA endonuclease activity; protein serine/threonine kinase activity. Gene Ontology annotation, cellular component: IRE1-TRAF2-ASK1 complex. The record is from RefSeq and is a predicted model, not a curated record. Gene Ontology annotation, biological process: mRNA processing; protein phosphorylation; intrinsic apoptotic signaling pathway in response to endoplasmic reticulum stress. Lineage: Eukaryota; Metazoa; Cnidaria; Hydrozoa; Anthoathecata; Hydridae.
UCUUAACAGUGCUAAAUAAUAAAAUGACAACUACUUUGUUACUUGUAAUCAUUCGACUUGCAAUGUCAUAUGAAUCACAAGAAAACACUCAAAAUAAUCAGCUUGUAAUGCCAGAAAAGCUUUUGUUUGUUUCCACACUUAAUGGAAGUUUAUUCGCAGUUAAUAAAUACAUUGGUGACAUUAAGUGGGCAAUGAAAGAAAAUCCAGUUUUAGCUGCACCUCUUGGAGCUCAUCCAGGACCAACUUUUCUACCAAACCCUCAUGAUGGUACAUUAUAUGCAUAUCUAGGUAGUCAUGUACAAGACAGCUUGAGAAAACUACCAUUUACAAUUCCAGAGUUAGUACAUGCUUCACCAUGUCGCAGUUCUGAAGGAGUUUUAUAUGUUGGGCAAAAACAAGAUGUGUGGUAUGCAGUUGAUCCUUUAACAGGUAUCAAACAUCAUCGUCUUACAAUGGAUGGUAUAGAUCAUAUGUGUCCGCCGAUUGAAAAGCAAUCUUUGUUUUAUAUAGGUCGAACAGAAUAUGUUGUUUCCAUGUUUGAAGUUCAUUCUGGUAAGAAGAAAUGGAAUGUUACGUUCUAUGAGUAUUCUGCUAAAGAAAUGGAAGAAAAUAGUCUUCCAGAUCAAGUUCACUUUAUAUCAAGUUCAAGUGGAAGAAUGGUGACUAUGGAUCAGCUUACUGGUGAAAUAUCAUGGGAGACUGAGUUUGGAACACCUAUUGUUGCUAUUUAUCAAUGGCAUCCUGAUGGUUUUCAGAAAGUUCCUAUAACAUAUGUAGCAGAAGAGACUCUUAACAUGAUAGUCUCAUCUGCUACAAGCGGAGAAAAUGGAAGUCGUUUUCUUGGGAAAGGAAAUGAAUUUGUUUUAAAGCCAACUUUAUAUAUUGGAAAGCAUAAUGGUGGUCUUUAUGCCAUACCAUCAUUAGUUGAUGAAACCAAUGUAGUCAUUGAUCCCAAGAUGCUAAUGAUUGCUGGUCCCAAAAAACAUGAAAAUAGCAACAAAAAUCAGCAAAGAUCAAUACCUAUUCUAAUGGGUUAUCACACAGUCCCUAAAAUUUCAAUGUCUACCCUUUCUCCAAAUGGUCUUCUGACAUUCAAUGAUAAAUCUGUGCCAGAAAAGUCAAAGGAUGAACAGAUGGGAGGAACUAUAUAUCCUAAACACCAACAAAAAGAACUUUUGAAGUUUUUGGAAGAUGCUAAAAGUUAUCAAAAUAUGAUUUAUAUGGUGCUGGCAUCUGUUGGCAUACCAUUGUUUAUCAUACUUUUAAUUUAUUUUGAACGGAAUUUAACAAAUAUUUCUCCAACAAUCUUACCUUCCACACCAAAAAGUUCUCAGAAUUCAAUAAGCUCCAAUCAUUCAAAUUCAUCUACAAGUUCCUUAUCAGGUGGCUCAACAGAUCACUUUUAUCCAAUAGAAGAUGAAGAAGGAUAUGUUCACAUAGGAAAGAUUCAAUUUAAUCCCAAACACCUUCUUGGCAGAGGUUGCGAAGGAACUGUUGUCUACAGAGGAAAAUUUGAUGAACGAGAUGUUGCAGUUAAAAGAAUUCUUCCAGAUUGCUUCAGUUUUGCUGAUCGUGAGGUGCAGCUUUUGCGUGAAUCUGAUGAACAUCCCAAUGUUAUCAGAUACUAUUGCAGGGAAGAUGACAAGCUGUUUCAGUAUAUUGCUCUAGAAUUGUGUCAGGCAACAUUGCAGGAGUAUGUACAUGUAUCAACAUUUGAAAAAAAAGGAUUGACACCAUCAGAUGUUUUGUUCCAAACACUUUCUGGAAUUGCUCAUUUACAUUCAUUAAAUAUAGUUCAUCGUGAUAUCAAACCUCAUAAUGUUUUGAUAUCUUAUCCAAAUGCAUCUGGUGUUAUAAAAGCCAUGAUAUCUGAUUUUGGAUUAUGCAAAAAACUGGCAUUUGGGCGUCACUCGUUUUCAUCUCGAUCAGGCAUUGGUACUGAUGGUUGGAUUGCUCCAGAAGUGCUCAGUAGAGAAGCUAAUAUUACUCGAGCCUGUGAUAUCUUUUCAUAUGGUUGUGUCUUCUACUAUGUCCUGUCUGGUGGUCUACAUCCAUUUGGUGAUAACUUUUGUAGACAGUCAAAUAUACUUUCAGGACAAUAUUCAUUGGAAAAUCUCAGCUACUUAGAUAAUGAAUUUGAAGCGAAAGAUUUAUUGAAACUGAUGUUAAGUGUUGAACCUUCACAAAGACCAUCUGCAAAUUGCAUCUUAAAGCAUCCUUUUUUCUGGAACAAAAGUAAACAACUUUCUUUUCUACAGGAUGUUAGCGAUCGUAUUGAAAAAGAACCGGAAGGUGCUGAAAUUUUAAAAAAACUUCAAGAAGGAUCAAUUGCCGUAGUACGAGGUGAUUGGAAGUUGCAUAUUGGUGAAGAACUUCAAGAAGAUUUGCGCAAAUUUCGAACUUACCAAGGGACCCAAGUUCGUGAUUUAUUGAGAGCCAUGAGAAACAAGAAGCACCACUAUCGAGAGUUACCAGAGAAACUUCGUGAAUCUUUGGGAUCGAUUCCUAAUGAAUUUCUUACUUAUUUUACAAAAAGAUUUCCUAGGCUUGUUAUACACGUGUAUAACAAUAUUAAACCAAACUGUGAGCAUGAGGCCCCUUUCAGUCCGUAUUAUAAUUGAUGGCUGUUUUAGUCUUGAGUAGGAUAAUUUUGUGAAGCGAAUAACAAAGAAUUGAGGGGUGUUCCUAACAAAAAUUUACUUGAACUGGUUUUUUCCAGAUAUGUUAUCUGUGAAGGUAGUGGAACAUUUUUUUACUUUUGAAGACGGAAGCAAUUUAUUUGCUGUAGUUAAAGUAGUUAGAAAAUGAAUCAGAACAAAUGUGAGAGUAUUCUGCUGUAGAAGAAAUCAUUUAAGUACUUUAUUUCCGAUUGUUUAUUUGGCUAGUUUUUGCGCUGAUGUAUUUUAGUAUUGCUAAUAUUUUAAUUCUGAGGUGAAA